This is a messenger RNA of Arabis nemorensis, 564 nucleotides long. The record is from the annotation of a GenBank genome assembly. Lineage: Eukaryota; Viridiplantae; Streptophyta; Magnoliopsida; Brassicales; Brassicaceae.
AUGAAAGAAGAAGGUUGGUUUUCGUUGAAGGAGUUGAAUCAGAGGCUUGUAAAACUAAGGGAAGUUGAAGAGGAAGAAGUGAAGAGAACAAGGAAAGAGGUUCAUUUCGGUGGAUUGAGGUCUGGCAUUGAAUUAGCUCGUGACAUGGAGGAAGCUAAGAAAUCAAGUACUCUUCGUAAAUUGGAUAUUUGGAGCGUUUUGGAUGCCACUCCUCAGUAUUUGCUCGAGCCUCCGAAAGAGGAGCUUGUUGAUACUUAUUUCCACCCGGAUAACCUGUCUUCUGCGGAGAAGAUGAAAAUCGAGCUUACAAAGGUCAGGGAAGAGUUCAAGAUGUCGGAAUCGGAUUGUGGUUCUGCACGUGUUCAAGUUGCGCAACUGACUACUAAGAUCAAGCAUCUAUCCUCUGUUCUACAUAAAAAGGACAAGCAUUCGCGAAAGGGACUUAUAGCAAUGGUGCAGAGACGGAAGAAACUGUUGAAGUAUAUGCGACGAACAGACUGGGAUUCAUACUGCAUUUCACUGUCAAAACUCGGUCUUCGUGAUAACCCAGAUUACAAGUAUUAA